AUGACUGUGUCUCUACUUCUGAGGCUGCCAAAUAAUCUGCAUCACCGGAUGCUUGGACAAGUUGAUUUUAUCAAUGGGGGGCCUCCAUGCCAGGGUUUCUCUGGGAUGAAUCCAUUUAACCAAAGUAACUGGAGUAAAGUUCAGUGUGAAAAGAUCCUGGCCUUCUUAUCCUUUGCCGAUUACUUUCAGCCAAGGUUCUUCCUGCUCGAGCAUGUGAGGAACUUCAUGUCUUUCAACAAAGGACAGGCAUUCCGAUAUACCUCUGGUGUCAGUAACUCUGGAGGUUUGAAGGCGCGUCAUGGAGCCAUGGGCCCAAUUGCAUGGGGCGUGCUCCUUCCAUUUGGGGCAAUCAUCCCAAGAUACUUCAAGCAUCAUGAUCCUCAAUGGUUUUAUCUUCAUAUCUUGAUCCAGAUUGUGAGUUUUCUUCUGGGUUUUGCUACUGUUGUCGUAGGAAGGACACUCUACAAUGGACUGGAGUCCGAUCGCAUUUGCAAAUUCAAGAUUCAGACCCCUCGAAUCCUUAGUGCUUUCCCUUAG
Messenger RNA from Vitis riparia (riverbank grape), 537 nucleotides. RefSeq names its product DNA (cytosine-5)-methyltransferase 1-like. The record is from RefSeq and is a predicted model, not a curated record. Lineage: Eukaryota; Viridiplantae; Streptophyta; Magnoliopsida; Vitales; Vitaceae. The transcript has 3 exons. The coding region runs from base 1 to 537 and encodes 178 amino acids. Gene Ontology annotation, cellular component: nucleus. Gene Ontology annotation, molecular function: methyltransferase activity.